Molecule: messenger RNA, 3161 nt
Organism: Camellia sinensis
Lineage: Eukaryota; Viridiplantae; Streptophyta; Magnoliopsida; Ericales; Theaceae
Source: RefSeq, a predicted model, not a curated record
GAUAUGGGCCACGAGUACCCAAUCCGUCACGAUCUCUGCAACGAUCUCUCAGCAGGUCAUCGUCGUCGUCGUCUCUGUCUCAAGUUGCCUCACAAACCCUAAACCUAACCCUCUGUUCCACCAACGCAUCUCGCUGUUUUCGUCUUUUUCUGAGCUAUAUCCAGUGCCACAAUCAGGUAUUUCGAGCUAUGAAACAGGAAAUGGAGGAUAAUUCAGAUAUGAAGAGUGAUAGAGCCAGAGAUACUGAGGAAUGGGAGGGCGAUGAUAAGAGAAAGCAACGGUCAAGCAAGCCAAGAAAGCCUGGGAAUGGAGAAGAGGCUGAAGGAUUAGAUGGCCUUGGAAGAAGGAGAAGUACUGGGGAUAGAAAUGAGAGCCGAAAGAGGUCUGGUGGCUCAAGCAGAGUGGAUAGUGACGAAGACGAGUACAGAGCAAGAAAAGAAUCACGUUCAAAGCAGAUGAAGAAGCAACAAGAGGAGAGUACAUUGGAGAAAUUGAGCAAUUGGUAUCAGGAUGGAGCACAAGAGAAUAAGCAUGAUGGGGGAGAGAGGUCUGCAAGUCGAGGACAUGGUCAAGCCGAUGAAAGUGAUAAAAGGAAAUCUACCUCAAAGUUCUCAGAUCAUGACUCAUCCCAGAGCAGAAUUAAAGGCAAAGAUGAUAGAUCACAUGAGAGGGAGCUUGAAAAGACACUGAACAAAGAUUCCAGAUAUUCGGAAAGGAGGGAAACCAAUCAAGAAAAGGAUCAUGGAUCUUCUGAGAAGGGGAGAAUCCUACGGAAAAGAUGGGAUGAAUCGGAUGAUGUCAAGAAAGUUGAAGAGAGUAACUAUGUGGAAAAAUCUGAUCUGAAAAGUGUGAAGUCUUCUGAUCCUAAGCGUGAGAGUGCUCGAGAGAGAAGUGUGUCUGCAACAAUCGAACUGAGUGACAACAAAAGCAGAGGUUUAGAUUCGAAUAAUGACAAGGGUACAAAAUCCUACGAUAGGGAAGAGAGAAGAAUUGAUUCUGAAAGGAGUAAGAGCAAAGUCAGGUCAGAGGCUCCAGAAGAAGACAAUAGGGGAAGUUCUUUGACUCGUGAAGAAAAGUCAGUUAAGGAGAGAAUUGAGAAGCACAGACAGCAGAGAAAUUCCACUAGUCAGGAUGUCGUCGAAAGUCGUGAGAGGCCUUUUACAGCAGAUGAGGAAGGAGCAUUGAUGAGAGACAAAAGUAGAAGAGAAGUAGACCACUGUAACAGGUCAAAGACCCCAGAGAGGAGUGGAAGGCGACAUCAUGAAUCAGAAAACUCUGAGAUGGAUUAUGAAAGAAGCAUUGCACUUAAGCAAAAGGAAUUAGAGAAGGAUGGAUGCAAGGAUGACAGAUCAAAAGUAAGAGAUAAUAGCUGGAGUGACAGAAAGAGGGACCAAGAAGGUUCCAAAGAUAAUUGGAGAAGAAGGCAACCCAGUGGCAAUGAGAAAGAGACAAAAGAUGGGGAUAUGGCUUACGAGCAUGGAAGAGAAUGGGAGUUUCAGAGACAUGGUUUUGAUAGGAAUGACAAUGAAAGGCCUCAAGGUCGUUCUGGAGGUAGGAAAGAUGCAACCAGAACUGAAGCUGUUAAAACCUCAUCAAAUUAUGGAAUCUCAAAUGAGAAUUAUGAUGUGAUAGAGAUCCAAACCAAGCCUUUUGAUUAUGGAAGAGAGGAGUCCAGAUCCACCUUUGUUAGGAGAACUGAAGCUGCUCAGCAAUCUGAUAUAAAAUCGGCUCCAAAUGAUGAGUGGACAUAUCUGCGGGAGGACAGGGCAAGAAAGAUUGAUACAUUCGGGUCUGGGAAAUCCGGUGAUGAUUCAAAGGAUAGAUUUGUGGAUGAUGGUCCUUCCAUGCGAGAUCAGAAUUCAUGGAGAGAUGACAAUGACUUUCAGGCAGGGAAAAUGAGAGGCCAGAAAGGUCUUAUGUCCUAUCGUACUGCUGGUGGCCAUAGUUCUAGUAGUGGUUCACAGACUCCACAUGGAAACCAGGAACCAGGUUCCUUUAAUAGAGCUGUUCCACAAGGAGCUAAAGGGAAUAGAGUUGGAAGGGGAGGAAGGGGUAGGCCUACUGGGAGAGACAACCAACCGUUUGGAAUCCCAGUGCCCCUCAUGGGAUCACCUUUUGGACCACUUGGAAUGCCUCCACCUGGACCAAUACAACCAUUAACUCCCAGCAUGUCUCCUUCUCCAGGUCCUCCAAUAUCUCCUGGUGUCUUUAUUCCACCAUUUUCACCACCUGUUAUUUGGCCUGGAGCUCGAGGUGUUGAGAUGAAUAUGUUAGCUAUUCCCCCAGGUCUCUCACCCAUUCCUCCUGGACCAUCAGGGCCAAGAUUUUCUCCUAAUAUAGGGAACCCACCAAACCCUAUAUAUUUUAAUCAACAAAGCCCUGGAAGAGGAGAGCCUCAAAAUUUAUCCAACCCUGGUGUUAAUGCUAUAGUACCAAUCGGACGAGGACAACCACAGGAUAAAGCUUCUGGGAAUUGGGUUUCUCCUAGAACUAAUGGACCCCCUGGUAAAGCUCCUUCUAGAGGAGAGCAGAAUGAUUACUCCCAAAAUUUUGUUGACACUGGUAUGCGACCCCAGAAUUUCAUCAGGGAACUAGAGCUCACUACUGUUGUUGAGGACUAUCCCAAGCUUAGGGAGCUUAUACAAAAGAAGGAUGAGAUUGUAGUCAAAUCUGCUUCGCCUCCCAUGUAUUACAAGUGUGACCUCCGUGAGCAUGUACUGUCACCAGAGUUCUUUGGAACUAAGUUUGACGUCAUUCUUGUGGACCCCCCUUGGGAGGAAUAUGUUCAUCGAGCUCCUGGUGUCACUGACCACAUGGAGUACUGGACAUUUGAUGAAAUAAUGAAUCUUAAGAUUGAGGCAAUAGCUGACACACCUUCUUUUAUCUUCCUCUGGGUUGGUGAUGGUGUUGGCUUGGAGCAGGGCCGCCAAUGUCUAAAGAAGUGGGGAUUUCGUAGGUGUGAGGAUAUAUGUUGGGUGAAGACAAACAAAACUAAUGCAACUCCAGGAUUGCGUCAUGAUUUUCAUACUUUGUUUCAGCGCUCAAAGGAACAUUGCUUGAUGGGCAUAAAAGGAACCGUUCGUCGCAGCACGGAUGGUCAUAUAAUCCAUGCCAACAUUGACACUGAUGUGAUUAUAGCUGAGGAGCCUCCUUAUGGUUAG